Molecule: messenger RNA, 1542 nt
Organism: Ectocarpus siliculosus
Lineage: Eukaryota; Phaeophyceae; Ectocarpales; Ectocarpaceae
Source: the annotation of a GenBank genome assembly
AUGGCGCAGAACACGCCCUUGCCGGCGGCAGCACCGCUCCACGACGCCGCCGGUGUCGGCGACGCCGUGGCUGUAGCCGACUUGCUGAAAGACGGCGCUGACCGUAACGCCAGAGUCGAUCGCGAAGGCUAUUCAUACAGCGAUGGAGCAACCGCCCUCCACAUUGCCGCAAGGGAAGAUCAUCUAUCAGUAGCUGUGGCUCUGCUCGCGGCAGGAGCAUGGCCAGACGGUCGAGCGAGUGACGAAGAUUGCAAUGAUCCAACUCCGCUCCACGAGGCCUCCGCGCGGGGGGGUGUUGAAGUCACCAAGGCUCUCUUGAAAGCGGGAGCGGGAAAGGAUAUUUUUGCCUCCUUCGGCACGGGCGGACCUUGCCUCACCGCUCUAGAUCUCGCAGUGGAAAACGGCCACCUUGAGGUGGUGCGUACGCUGGCCGAGGCCGGAGCAGAUGUCAACCUUAUCUACGAGGACGGUUAUGCCGAAGUUCCCCCCCUGGUCACUGCCGCGAAACAGGGAAAUGUAGAUGCGGCGCUCGUCCUGCUCGAUGCGGGGGCUGACGUGAACGGCUUUGGGCAGGACGGAUUUUCCGCCUUGCACCAAGCGAAAGACGUCCGCGUGAUGGAGGUUCUGCUCAACGCCGGGGCAGACAUUGAGCAAGGCAUUACUACGGACUACGACAGCCACGGGUGUGACGAAGCUACCCCGAUCGGCUGGCUGUCUCUGAAGACGCACCAGCGCUUCUCCCCUCUGCAGAAUUUGGGGUACGGAUUGGAGGUCGGGGCUGCCUUGUCCUCCGAGGACGAGAUCGGGCGCGCGACGGCAAUGGUUCAACUCCUUCUUCGUCGAGGAGCAAAGAUCGACUCGAAAGCAGGAUGCGUGGGGCACUGCCUGCGCACAGGAGCCCGCGGACCCCCUCUGUCGGCGGCAGUGUACAAUGGUACCACGGCAAUAUGUGCAGCUCUCAUCGACAAUGGGGCCGACCUGGAUGCAACGGACUGGGAGCUCCAAGACUUCGACGCCGACGGCGAUGUCAAAAUUCGCCCGAUCCAUGACGCGGCCCGCUUUGGGGACGUGGACAUCCUGCGUCUACUUCUUGGCGCUGGUGCGGGUGCGAAUAGCUUGUCGAACUUCCGGCGGGGUGAUGAUCUCGAGCGGUGGGGUACACCGUUGCACGUAGCGUGUCGCUACUCGCAACUGGGGUGUGUUCGUGAGCUGCUUCGGUGGGGAGCGGAUGUGUGGGCGGAGGAGAGACAAUCCAGCGGGGAGGAGGAGGAGGAGGAAGAGGAGGAGAAAGCACCCUGUGAAUGCGAGUCAUGUUUGUCGAAAUCCGCUGGUUGCGGCAAGACUCCGGCAGAAGUGAUCGGUCUACGGGAUGUGGUAACCAAUUUGGAGAUCAAUGCCAGGCCAUCGGACAGCACAACCGUCGGAGACGGCGACGAAAUUCGUCGCGAGCUGCUUUGGUGGAGGAGGUGCGCGGUAGUUCUGCUGGCAGCUCGCCUGGCCAAGCAGGUGUCUGCGGAUGGUGGCACGACCACAGGCGGGUAG